Molecule: messenger RNA, 1894 nt
Organism: Eruca vesicaria subsp. sativa (arugula)
Lineage: Eukaryota; Viridiplantae; Streptophyta; Magnoliopsida; Brassicales; Brassicaceae
Source: the annotation of a GenBank genome assembly
UUUCAUCUCCUUACAAAUACGAUACUCGUCCUGCUUUAUUACUCUGGAGGUGUUGUUGUUUCCUCUGAAUAUAUGAAAGUUAUGGCUGUAUCACGCCAUGUGUUUGUGUUCUUGUCUUUGUUAGUGGUCGGUUGGGAAUUGGAGAGAUGUGAAGCUGCUGGGAAGUUCAGCUUCGAAGUUCACCACAUGUUCUCUGAUGCGGUCAAGCAGACUCUAGGGCUUGACGAUCUUGUUCCCGAGAAGGGAAGUAUGGAGUACUUCAAGGUUUUGGCCCAACGUGAUCAGUUGAUCAGGGGUCGAGGUCUUGCUUCCAACAACGAAGAAACUCCCGUCACGUUCAUGAGAGGAAACCGUACGCUUGGACUCGAUAUUCUUGGAUCCCUCCAUUAUGCCAAUGUCUCUGUGGGAACACCGGCUAAAUGGUUCCUGGUGGCUCUGGACACAGGAAGUGAUUUGUUUUGGUUGCCUUGCAAUUGCGGUACCACUUGUAUCCGUGACUUGAAAGAUAUUGGACUUCCACAGAGUCGACCACUCAAUCUCUACAGCCCCAACGCAUCUUCUACGAGUUCAAACAUUAGAUGCAGUGACAAACGUUGUUUUGGAUCGAAAGGAUGUUCUUCUCCUGCAAGUAUUUGCCCUUAUAAGAUUCAGUACCUUUCUAACAACACAUCCACCAGAGGGACAUUGGUCGAGGAUGUGUUGCAUUUGGUCACGGAGGAUGAUGGUUUAGAGCCUGUUAAGGCUAACGUCACGCUUGGUUGCGGUCAGAAUCAGACAGGUUCGCUACGGACAGGUUUUGCAGUGAACGGUCUUCUCGGGCUUGGUUUGAAAGAUUACUCUGUCCCGAGUGUACUAGCAAAAGCAAAUAUUACCGCAAACUCAUUUUCAAUGUGUAUUGGCAAUAUCAUUGACAUUGUCGGAAGAAUCAGCUUUGGAGACAAAGGCUACACAGACCAGCAGGAGACGCCACUAGUUCCUGUUGAACCAAGUCCGACUUAUGCUGUGAAUGUGACGGAAGUAUCAGUGGGAGGAGAGGCUCUGGGGGUCAAGCUUCUAGCACUCGUUGACACUGGCACAUCAUUCACACACUUACUGGAGGCAGAAUAUGAUCUGGUUACCAAAACUUUUGACGAUCAAGUCAAAGACAAGCGACGCCCUAAUGAUCCUGAGCUUCCAUUUGAGUUCUGUUAUGACUUAAGUCCAAACAGUACAUCCAUUUAUUUCUCAAGAAUUGUAAUGACUUUUGGAGGAGGAUCGCAAAUGAUUCUGAGAAAUCCACUUUUUGCGGUGUUCAAUGAGGACGGUACCGGGAUGUACUGCUUAGGUAUUCUCAAGAGUGUGGAUUUCAAGCUUAACAUUAUUGGACAGAACUUCAUGUCGGGAUACCGCAUCGUAUUCGACCGGGAGAGGAUGAUUUUGGGUUGGAAACGGUCUGACUGUUAUGAGGAUGAAAGUUUAAUAGCUACUCCUCCACCACCAGAGAUUGAAGCUCCUUCGCCAAGACUAUCUGCUCCACUACCUAGUCCACCUCCUCCUCCUCUUGUUUCCGUUGCUACACCUCCCCCAUUUGACCCUCGUAACUCUACUACUGGAAAUGGUUCAGGCGGAGCAGCCAGUCUCAGCCCUCUUGCAUCUCAACUCUUGCUUCUCCUACCUCUUUUGGCCUUACUCUUAUUCACAUAAGCAAUUCUUGUUUCAUUGGUUUGACCAUUUUAUGUUCAUUUAAUAAAAAAUCUUCGUUUGAGAAGUGAAAAGAUAUUCAUUGGUUUGAGAGUGGUUAUCUUAUCUCCCUAAAUACAGUCUGUGUUUAAUAUGACAAAGUGCCUGAGGCAAAUGCAUGAAGGAGGCGAUGGUUUGUAAAACAUGUUUUAUUAUAAUGAAUAUUUCUUCUUUU